Messenger RNA from Eutrema salsugineum, 1009 nucleotides. Its product is annotated as mRNA turnover protein 4 homolog. Gene Ontology annotation, cellular component: preribosome, large subunit precursor; nucleolus. The record is from RefSeq and is a predicted model, not a curated record. Lineage: Eukaryota; Viridiplantae; Streptophyta; Magnoliopsida; Brassicales; Brassicaceae. The coding region runs from base 110 to 799 and encodes 229 amino acids. Gene Ontology annotation, molecular function: RNA binding. Gene Ontology annotation, biological process: ribosomal large subunit assembly; rRNA processing; ribosomal large subunit biogenesis. The transcript has 8 exons.
GGGAACGAGGGUUUCAGUUUUGCGAAGAAAAGUGAAAGGAGCUUGAAGGAGCAAAGCCGUUAACUUUGGUUUCUCUCACUUACAACUUCGUACAUCUGAAACCCUAGAUAUGCCUAAAUCAAAGCGAGACAGACCAGUUACUUUGUCGAAAACGAAGAAGAAAGGAAGAGAGCACAAAGAGUGUAUUGUAAAUGGAAUCAGAGAGGCUGUCGAGAAGUAUACUUCUGUCUAUGUGUUCUCUUUCGAAAACAUGAGAAAUAUCAAAUUCAAAGAGUUUAGACAGCAGUUUAGGCACAAUGGAAGGUUCUUCCUCGGUUCGAACAAAGUGAUGCAGGUUGCUCUCGGUCGCACGGCUUCUGAUGAAAUCCGUCCUGGUAUCUUCAAAGUAUCCAAGCUGCUUCGUGGUGAUGCUGGACUUCUUGUUACUGAUAUGGCAAAGGAAGAGGUUGAAAGCUUAUUUAACGCUUAUGAGGAUUCUGACUUUUCAAGGACCGGAAGCACUGCAAUAGAAACGGUUGAACUUAAGGAAGGUCCUCUAGAACAGUUCACACAUGAGAUGGAGCCGUUUCUUAGGAAGCAGGGUAUGCCUGUUAGACUAAACAAAGGUACCGUAGAGUUACUCGCCGACUUUGUAGUUUGCGAAGAAGGAAAACCUCUUUCGCCAGAAUCUUCUCGCAUUUUGCGUCUGUUGGGAAUCAAGUUGGCUACUUUCAAACUGAACUUAGUCUGCAGAUGGAGCCCUAAUGACUUUGAGCUUUACCGAGAAGGUUUGGAUCUCUCAGACGUCGAAACCUCUUAAAAGACCAAGAUUUUUGACGACUCUUUUCAGUUUCUGAAUGUCCCAUUAUUCACCUGGAUUAUGCUGGCUCUGUGGUUUGCGCUUACAUGUUUUAUGUCAAAGUUUUGUUGCUUCACAUGUUUGUAGAAUAUCAAACUAUCUUCUCGAGUCCUAUUCUAGGAUCCUCGAUUGAAGCACACAUAUCUAUCUUAAUAUUUUAGCUUUUCUUUU